AUGAGUGACAACAAAGAGUUAAUCUCUUCUUUAGUGGAAACAAUUGAAGGAAACGAUUACUUACUCAUUCAAAUCCUUAUUCGCGUGCCUCUUAGAGAUAUCAUAACCUUCAAAUGUGUCUCUAAGUGGUGGCUAUCUCUCAUCUCCGAUCCUUUCUUCAGCCGCUGCCACGCCACCGUAAAACAAAGCAUUUUCGGUUUGUUCUUAGAUCUCGCCCUUGACAUUGGAUUGUAUCAGGAAGUGAAAUUCUUCUACGCAGACAAGAAAACCUACCGCUCAUCCUUUUCAUCAUUCUUCUCCAAAAACCCCAAUUUACGUUCUUCGCUGACAACACAAUCUUGCAACGGCUUGAUGCUGCUCGAAUCGGAAGACCCCGUAUUUAUCUAUAACCCUACCACCGAAGACAAGAAAACAUUGCCCUUUUGCUUUCAAUCGUUAGAUCCAUUAAAUUUGCAUUACUCUCUAGCUUUUGAUCCCAUGCGUUUUCUCAGUUAUAAGGCUAUCUGCAUUUUUUAUGGCAUAAAUUCAAAGAAUGAAUGCUUCCAAAUCAUGAUUUACUCUUCGGAAUCCGAUGUGUGGAAGCGCGGGUGUUCCUUCCCGCCUACCUUCCCCGUUGAUUUUCAUAGGGCGACCUAUUUCAAGGACUCAAUUUAUUGGAUCGGAAGCAAAACGACACUGUGUUUUGAUCUGAAGGAAGAGCGCAUGAAGGAUGACAUGCCCUCGUUGCCGCCAGAACCUUGUCAUUAUAGAUACCUUCUUGCGCCUGCAUGA
Molecule: messenger RNA, 771 nt
Organism: Arachis duranensis
Lineage: Eukaryota; Viridiplantae; Streptophyta; Magnoliopsida; Fabales; Fabaceae
Product: F-box protein At5g07610-like
Exons: 1
Coding region: 1-771 (256 amino acids)
Molecular function (GO): protein binding
Source: RefSeq, a predicted model, not a curated record